Messenger RNA from Astyanax mexicanus (Mexican tetra), 2618 nucleotides. It is a transcript of the gene sox11b, whose product is annotated as SRY-box transcription factor 11b. The record is from RefSeq and is a predicted model, not a curated record. Gene Ontology annotation, molecular function: DNA-binding transcription activator activity, RNA polymerase II-specific; RNA polymerase II cis-regulatory region sequence-specific DNA binding. The transcript has a single exon. NCBI's taxonomy places the organism in Eukaryota, Metazoa, Chordata, Actinopteri, Characiformes, Acestrorhamphidae. Gene Ontology annotation, biological process: anatomical structure morphogenesis; negative regulation of transcription by RNA polymerase II; neuron differentiation. Bases 153 to 1406 code for a protein of 417 amino acids.
GAAGUAGUUAAGAAGGCAGCCAAGAACUUUGCAAAGAGGUUUAGACUGAGCUUUAAGGCUGAAAGAGGGGAAUAAAGAGAGGGGAAAUAUUAAUAUAUGUAUCUCUCAGCGAGCACAGCGCGAGUUCAUCUGAAGAGACCGUGAGACGGAGCAUGGUGCAGCAAACGGAGCACAGCGAGACGGAGAGCAGCAUGUCCCGGGAGGCCACGGACACCGAGGAGGCAGAGCUGACGGCGUGCAGCCCGGUGCCUCCGAAGCCGGACUGGUGCAAGACUGCGACCGGCCACAUCAAGAGACCCAUGAACGCCUUCAUGGUGUGGUCCAAGAUCGAGCGGAGAAAGAUCAUGGAGCAGUCGCCGGACAUGCACAACGCCGAGAUCUCCAAGCGGCUGGGAAAGCGGUGGAAAAUGCUGAAGGACAGCGAGAAGAUCCCCUUCAUCAGGGAAGCCGAGCGGUUACGGCUGCAGCACAUGGCCGAUUACCCCGACUACAAGUACAGACCCAAGAAGAAGCCAAAGCUGGACUCAAACUCCUCAAAGCCGGCGGGACUCUCUCCGGAGAAGAGCAGCAGUAAUAAAGCCUCGGGGGUGAAAUCAUCAGCAUCAGCAGCGGCCAAGAAGUGCGCGAAAGUUAAGCCCAGUAAACCCAGCGGUGUGAGUGUCACCUCCUCCUCCUCCGCCGCGGUGAAAUCCUCUCAUCACUCCCAGCACCACCAUCUCCACCACCACCAAGACGCGAGGUACAACUACGCGUUCACGAACUUAAAAGUCUCCAAGUCCAUCAAGAGAGAGCUGACGGACGACGAGGACGACGACGAUGAUGACGACGAAGACGACGACGAGGAGGACGACGACUACGAGGACGAGCUGCCCACUCGGAUUAAAGUGGAGGAAGACGAGGAGGAGCACCGGCAGCUGCAGCGGCUCAGGCCGUACGGCGUGGCCAAAGUCCCCGCGAGCCCCACGCUGAGCUCCGCCGCGGAGCCGGAGUGGGCGAGCAUGUACGAGGAGUCGAGGCAGGGCGGCAGACUUUUCUACAGCUUCAAGAACAUCACCAAGCAGAGCUCCACACACUACCUCCCCGCCUCCUCCUACUCCUCCUCCGCCUCGGCUUCUCCAGCCUCCUCCUUCCGCUCCCUCUCCACCUCCUCCAGCUCGGGCGACGACGCGGACGACCUGCUGGUCGACUUCAGCUUGAACUUGGCCGCCGGGCACCACGCAGCGGAGCUGGGCAGCGGCUCGGGGAACCUUUGCCUUUCUCUGGUGGAUAAGGAUUUGGACUCGUUCAGCGAGGGCAGCCUCGGCUCGCACUUCGAGUUCCCGGACUACUGCACCCCGGAGCUGAGCGAGAUGAUCGCGGGGGACUGGCUGGAGGCGAACUUUUCAGACUUGGUGUUCACCUGCUGAGCGCAGCCGGGUUUUAUCUAGUUAGCUAACAGCUAACUUUAAGGCUACAUAACCCGCUGCUCCGCUCCGCCAGUCCUCCGCCAGCCGGGAGCACGACUCGAAUCUUCAGGUUCUUUUUUUUAAAAGACUCGUCCUCUGCCGGUGUGAGGAGAGGAAGCGAAGCCGGGAGCGUUUAGAGGAAGGUAACCUAACUAGCUAAACACCGCAAAAAAGUGACAUUUGUCGCCAUGACAGGGUUUUAUGGGUGCCCCCCCUUCUUCUAUCUUUUUCUGUCUGUCUGUGUGAGAGGGGCCGCAGUAAAACUGCUAGCUAGUUAACUAGCUAACCUAAUGUUAGCUAACCUGAAGUGGACGGUAAAAUGUACAAACAUGAACUAACUAUGCAUUCCCGUCCCGCCCCGUGUCCUCUCUACAGGGAGCUAAAACCCGGCUGCUGGUCUGAGAGGGAGAAAAGGAGGCUAAAAUCUCUUAAACACUGUUCAGGAUGUUAAAAAAAAAAACAACUUUUAUGUGAUUUUUCUGUACGCCAUAACUGUUUUCUGUUUUCUGACCGGUUCCGUUCCCCCUCCACGUGUGGAGAGAUGUUAAAGCAGACAAACUGUUGUAGAACCCACAGGUAUGGCAGGAAGCAUUUUUGAUACAUAACCAACAUACCUCAUCUUUUUAAACUUAAAAAAAAAAGAAGUGAAAUAUUUUCUGGCUUAUUUUUGUACAGUUAAAGGGAAUGUUCUUACUGUGCUCUCAGUGAGGUUUCUUCAGGCACUUCUACCCGGUUUCAUUGAUUUCCAGCAUGCAAGGGUUAAAAGAGGAGAAAGAUCUCAUGAACUUGCAUCUAAAAUGCCUUGUUAUUAUUUCAGUCUAGGCUGUGUACAGUUGUAGAUCUGACCAUGCGUUUCUCUAGAGAUGUACAAUGGAAUUGGGGAAUUAUAGACCUCAUUGCUGGUACUAGAUUCAAGAUUGUAUAUGUUCUGUAAUAUAGUAAAGCUAGGAGUUUAUGUAUAUCAGUGUGAAUGGGUCCCAAAUAGCAGGUGUGAAAAAAAAACUCAUUUUUUAUCAUCUUUAAUGGCACAUUUUUUUUUGUUUUGUUUUUCUCAUUAUUUUGUGCAAUAUACUCUUGAAAUGGACCAUCUGCGUUUUUUUCUAGCAAAGGAAAUGCAUUACAUGUCGUCAUGCUGAAAGUCUGUAUCUUGGCAAAUAAAUCAGCUGGAACUGA